Messenger RNA from Echinops telfairi (small Madagascar hedgehog), 3591 nucleotides. RefSeq names its product cyclin dependent kinase 5 regulatory subunit 1 (gene CDK5R1). The transcript has a single exon. Gene Ontology annotation, cellular component: cytoplasm; protein kinase 5 complex. The coding region runs from base 43 to 966 and encodes 307 amino acids. Gene Ontology annotation, molecular function: protein kinase binding; cyclin-dependent protein serine/threonine kinase activator activity. NCBI's taxonomy places the organism in Eukaryota, Metazoa, Chordata, Mammalia, Afrosoricida, Tenrecidae. The record is from RefSeq and is a predicted model, not a curated record. Gene Ontology annotation, biological process: brain development; positive regulation of cyclin-dependent protein serine/threonine kinase activity; activation of protein kinase activity.
GCGCGCAGGGGCGCGGGCCCCCGCCGGGCGCACAACGGCACCAUGGGCACGGUGCUGUCGCUGUCCCCCAGCUACCGGAAGGCCACGCUAUUUGAGGAUGGCGCGGCCACGGUGGGCCACUACACGGCCGUGCAGAACAGCAAGAACGCCAAGGACAAGAACCUGAAGCGGCACUCCAUCAUCUCCGCGCUCCCGUGGAAGCGGAUCGUGGCCGUGUCGGCCAAGAAGAAGAACUCCAAGAAGGUGCAGCCCCACAGCAGCUACCAGAACAACAUCACGCACCUCAAUAACGAGAACCUGAAGAAGUCGCUGUCGUGCGCCAACCUGUCCACGUUCGCCCAUCCCCCGCCGGCCCAGCCACCUGCACCCCCUGCCAGCCAGCUCUCGGGCUCCCAGAGCGGGGUCUCCUCGUCCGUCAAGAAGGCCCCGCACCCCGCCGUCAGCUCCGCGGGUACGCCCAAGCGAGUGAUCGUCCAGGCGUCCACCAGCGAGCUGCUGCGCUGCCUGGGCGAGUUCCUGUGUCGCCGGUGCUACCGCCUGAAGCACCUGUCCCCCACGGACCCCGUGCUCUGGCUGCGCAGCGUGGACCGCUCGCUGCUUCUGCAGGGCUGGCAGGACCAGGGCUUCAUCACGCCGGCCAACGUGGUCUUCCUGUACAUGCUGUGCCGGGAUGUGAUCUCCUCCGAGGUGGGCUCGGACCACGAGCUCCAGGCCGUCCUGCUGACCUGCCUGUACCUCUCCUACUCCUACAUGGGCAACGAGAUCUCCUACCCGCUCAAGCCCUUCCUGGUGGAGAGCUGCAAGGAGGCCUUCUGGGACCGCUGCCUCUCCGUCAUCAACCUCAUGAGCUCCAAGAUGCUGCAGAUCAAUGCGGACCCGCACUACUUCACGCAGGUGUUCUCGGACCUGAAGAACGAGAGCGGCCAGGAGGACAAGAAACGCCUCCUGCUGGGGCUGGAUCGGUGAGCCCCCGGGGCCUGCGUCCCGGCUCAAGGAUUCGAUGCAUUUUCUAAAAGAUUUCUUAUCAAACAAAUCCGUUUUGUGUACAGUAUGUGUCUAGCAAAGCCACCAAGGGCAUCCCCCUCCCUACUUUCUCUCCUCGGGCCAUUUUUUUUCCAGCCCUGUGAAGAACUCCCAGGGCCCUUCGGAACCGGAACCUGGAGCAAGCAAAGCCCGGGAGGUGGGCGCCUCAGAUCACCCCCCCCCACCCCCACUCCCCCUGCCGCUGAACUCUCUUCUGACUUGGGGGAACUCAAAAGGACUGACCCACUUCCGCCACCCGUGCCCUUGAGGAAACCAGGGUGGGUCAGGUCAUCUCGUGGGAGACCCCGGCCUGGCCCCUGUGUUGGGUGGUCCCAGAGCCCCGCCUGAGCAGGACGUGGCGCCGAGGCCAGGCGGCACCCCCAGGAGCAGGCUGGUCUGGUGCAGAGGGGGUACUCUGGGGGUUGACCCUGUUCAGCCCUGGCGUUCUUUCUCUGUUUUUAGGGAGAAGGCCGUCCCUUUAGUGGAAGCGGCCCCCACCGAGCUGUGAGCGGCCCCUGGCAGGCAGGGUUGCCAGCGUGCUGGCUGAUGAUGAGCUGGUGCGACUCUUAAGCUCUUCCCUGUUGGGUCCCAGCCGAAGGGGUGGGGUAACGACAGCUCCCCGUCCUGGGUGAACCAGUCAUUUGAAUCAUGCAGCCUAGUUGCCCUGUGAUGACUGCUCAGACGGUGGCAGUGCCCAAGUGGCCAGAACCAGGUGAGGCGGGGGUGCCCUGCCUGAGGCCUGGCUGCUGCCCACCGGGGGCUCAGGCCCUUUUGUGGACUGGUGCACAUGGCCUUGGUCCUGCAGAGCUGAGGGAAGGGGGCGAUGACAGGAACGGGGUGACGUGAUAAUGAUGUGCCCCCCCCCCCCUAAUUUAAAACUGUCUCCAUCUCUUCAGAAAGGGAGGCCCGAAACCCUCUGGGUCGGGCCUCCCUGCGGCUCCAGGUUGCUUUGGAAGCUGCUGAGUGGACCACUGGGUGCCCGCAGCUGCUGGCUCUGGUGCCCCCCUUCCCCCACUGGCUGUGAAAACAUGCUGAGCUGCUGUAUGGAUUUUCUUAACAGUCCCCCCAGAUGGGUGGCGGCUCGGGGCUUGGGGGAGGGCUGAGAGAGAGGGAGCCAGCCUUCUUCCGUGGCUCUGGGGAACAAUGAUGCCACCCUGAGAAUUCGUUCUCCCAGCCCGGCCACAUGGCAGUGCCCAAGGAAGGCUGUCUGAAGGAGGAGGGUUGUGGGGGGCCGUGGCCGCCAGGUUCUGCACAGCUCUACUGAAGUCCACGGAAAGGAAGACCCUGCUGAAGCCUGGAGAACAGAUGAACCUGCCAGCCCGCGGGGUCCCCGGAGAUGGGGAUGAGGGCCUACCUGGCUGAGCGAGCAUCUACCCUAACUCCAAGAGGCCACCUGAGCCGCCCCCUGGACUGCUGUCUUGGCACGCAGGGCAGGAGGGAACCCUUGGCCCAUGGCUGAGACGGGCGCCUCUUCCCUGCUGGAGCCGUCACAUCGCCUGUCUGUCCAGCUCCUGCCGCCACGUGUGACUCAGGUGGGAGGCCGUAGGGGCGAGGCCGCGUGGCGGGAGGAGGGUGGGAGCCCAGCCUUCAGCGUGAGCUGCAGUCUCGCAGUGGGCGGCUGGACCUGGCCGGAGCCUGUGUGGUCAAGUCACCCUGCAGGGCUUCAGUUUCCGUCUGUUUCCUUCUCUCUCUCUCUCUAGGUAUUUAUUUAUUAUUUUUUGGUUUGGGGGAGGGGUGCACAUUUCAGGAGUGGUCGGGGACUAAGGCAAAGGGCUGUCCUAUCCCACCCCCGUGGAGCCUGCGGCUGCCCUUCCCGGCCGGCCGGCCGGCCCUGGCGUCAGUAUUGUGUGAAGAACCACUGGUUUCUCGAGUGUGCGAGCCUCGAACCCACUGGACGUGCUGCUACGAGACUACUUUUUGACAACACCACAAAGGAAGGAGAACACUGACCUACAGAAACAAGAACCUUCUUUAUUCUUUAACUGUUGCUUUUACAGUGAUAUCGUGCAUGCAAACCCGGAGCAUUUUGUGUCUUUAAAAACACACACUCAUCUUAGAGCAGAUGGCUGUGGAAACAGCGCCCAUGCACAGAAACCAGUCGCAGGAAGCACCACCGCCUGGGACUUGGUUUCUCUCUCCUCUUGUGAACCUGAAGGGUUGAUAGAUUCUUUCCAUGCCGUUAUUAGGAUUUAGUUUUGUUCCAACGGGUGUUAAACUUGCAAUGAAAAGAAAACGUGCCAUUCUCUCAUCUUUUCAGCCCCCCUCUUUCCUCCUACCCCCUUGGCAUUAUUCCUAGCCGUGUAUCUGAGACUGCUAAUCCAUGUGCGAUGUGUGUUGGUUUUAUAGUGCAAUUUCUUCUCUAGCGAUUCUUUGACCAAACUGUGGGUACUGUUAACAUUAAUUUAUAUUUGUCUCCUCUUGUAUGUGUGUGUAGUGUGUUUGUGAGGAUGUGUGAUUUAUAAUCUGACCGCGUCAUGGGGCUCGGUUUGGCUGUAAUUUAACCCCCCUCCCUGAUUUUUAUUUAUUUUUGUACCGUGCUGAUUAAAUAAAACGCACUGACCAUCCGUG